AUCACUCUUGCCCCUCAGUCAGAGUUGGUUUCGGCGAUGUGGAGGGUGGAAUGAUGCUCGUGCGGCGAGAGCACUGGCUCGCUGGUGGGGACGUAACUAGACCCAAACUCAAGGCAAUCCACUCCGAGCAGGCAAGCAGGCAAUCCACCCAAGUAGUCGUAUGCGAAACGACGUUCGUAGGAGGACGAUGGCUCCAGCCAGCGUGUUACUUGUCGCCCUGGUGAUGUCGGGAGCCAGAGGCUACUACGAGACGUGGGGGAUGCCUGGGACCCGGUCCACGCAGCCUACCUGUGUGGACAUUCCACGCAACAUGAGUCUGUGUCACGGGAUAGGCUACAAUAAGAUGCGACUUCCGAACCUGCUGGACCAUGACACGAUGGCAGAAGUCUCCCAUCAGGCGAGCUCGUGGGUGGCCCUCAACAACAUCCGCUGCCACCCCGACAUCCAGCUGUUUCUGUGCUCCCUCUUCAGUCCCGUCUGCCUCGAUCGCCCGAUUUAUCCGUGUCGGAGCCUCUGUGAGAAAGUGAAGCAAGGCUGCGAGGGCCGCAUGACGAUGUAUGGCUACCCCUGGCCGGAAAUGUUCAAUUGCAGCAAGUUCCCGCCGGACAACGACAUGUGCAUCGCCCCACAGUCCAAGUUCGACCCUGAAAGCGACGAACGGUGUCUCGCUUGUAACCCAGUGGAGACGUACGAAAACAUACUAGACAACUUCUGCAGGGCAGAUUUUGCUGUGAAGACAAAAAUACGACGAGCUAGGAAGAUGAUGCUGAAGUGUAAAAAGGCAAAAGUUCUGAAGGGAAGCAGUGAACUGUCAAAACAGUUGCCUCAUCCAGUUCUGCUCUUGGAAUCAUCUGAUGCCUGCUGCGAAGAGAAGACACGUAAUAGUCGAGAAGUUUACCUCAUCAUGGGGCGCAUACGUGGUGAUGCAAAACUUGUUCCCACCUUCAUAAUGCCAUGGGGGAAAAGUUCCAAACCCUUCAGGAAAGCUGUAAGGAUGUUUAAGAAGCUGAAUUGUUCAGAUCCAAAAUUGGUAUCACAUUCAGUAAUUGGAGAUGCAUUUGGCGGAGGCAGCAACAAUGGGAAUGCAGCAGGUAAUACAAAUGGUGGUGGAAAUGCAAAUGCCACUGGGAGAAGGAAGCGUGGUAGAACCAAAGGACGACACAAGAAGACAACGAAACACACGCCCACAUCAUCACCCUAGCCUUCAUCAAGACUGGUAGCAUAUGUUUGGGUGAAUCCUGGUUACAUUACAACUGGUACAAAACAAAGCCUAAUUAUGAUGAAGGAUGAAUGGGUUGAAAUUUGAUUGGGAUACCUUAUCCUAGACAAACCAGUUACUACUGUAUUAGCUGUACACUUGAAAGGCACUGAAAUCAUUUCACAGUAAUAUGCAUAAUAAGUAUUUCUGUUAUUAAAAGUUGGAUGAAAUUAUUAAAUAUUGGUGCCAUAAUUGAAUAUGAAUGGGAACCUGGCAUUCUUAAGAGUGAGACACUGGUCUGUCAUUUAGAAGGUUUUGGGUUCCAUCCCCAGUCAGGUCUGUGUGUGAAUUUUUAUGCUCACAGACUGAAGUCUUCACCUCUGACAAAGAUAAAUUUUUUUUGGAUAGAUCUGUGUUACUUUUUGAUAAAGGUUAAACCGUAGGUCAUUUCUGCCAACCAACAUACUCAUGAUAAAAAUAUCAUUUGGAGAAGUAAUUGAAUCCACCCAAUGGGUGACUUCAUCUCAGAAGUAGUUUUACACACUUGCCUAGAUGGGCAGUCAUCAGAAAAUAUCUCAUAGAUAACAGUGUAUGAUGACUUUUCCUGGUCAACAGUCUACAUCAUUAAAUACAGUUGUAUUUAUGAUGUAGGAUGGUUGUAACUGAUUAAUUAUUUAAUUUAAAAUGCUUGCAGUGCUGAACAUAUACUGUACUUUUAUUUUCAUGUAGUUUAGCCCUUUGUGCACUAUUCAAGUUAACAGCAUAUUGACAUUAAUGCUCUUCAUAUGCUGCGUUUUCAUUCAUAAAGUGCAGUAGGUGACGUGUGUGCUGUGUUCUAGUGUUAGGCUUGGCAAAGGGAUAUACAUGAGUGCAUGUAUCUACUGCAUGUUAAUUUGACUGAAGAGUAAUGUGAUAUUUACCUAUGAAAAAUAAUAUGAAGCAGUUUGUUGGAUAUUGAGUACAUUUAAAAAUAAUUUAUAUAAAUAAGUAAUCAUUUUGAAAAAUACAACUGCUCUGUUUCACAAUGUGAUGAAUUUUACUCUCUUUAUAAGGGCACUAGUACACACAUAACAACUUGUCACAUAGUCGUGAUGGCAUCAUUUUAUGUUGGACCGGUUGUAAGAUGCUCUCAAUGUCCAGAAUAUUGCAGUGUUGCCAGCAUCCAACAUUAGAACGGUACUUCCAGGCUUUGUUUUCUGCUGCCUGGAUGGAUAAAGGAUGGCUUUUCAGCAAUAUAAAUUCAUCUAUAGAUGUAUAUUACAAGUAUAUUUUUGCAAGUUUAAGAACUAUUGAAGCUUUAAAAUACUAAGUAGCUUCAGUAUGUGUUAUUUUGUUGACUGCUUAUUUCACUUGUUUCCUAGGAACAAUACACACAACCUGGAGACAAAACCAAUGUUAUAAAAUAUUUUAUAAUAUAUUAUAGCAUUUCCCUUAACUUAAAUGUGGCACAGUUGGAGUAUCCACAGUAACAUUUGCUGCAUUGUGCUGAAUAAUGCAUACAUAAUAAAUGUAAAAGUUUAACUGGUAGGUAGCCAUGUGUAAGUUGUUAAAGUGUGUCAAGAUGUGUCAUUGUGUGUUGUAUUCAUUGCCUUAAAUUAGAACAGCUUUAUUGUGUUUACAUUUUAAUAAUAGAAUGAUUUUAACUGCAGUAAUCUAAUCAAGAUUUGAAUUCAUGUCAAAAUUUUAUUUUUGAUGUUUGAAUUCAAAUAUUGGUAACCUGUUAGAUUUAAAUAAUGAACUGCAGUACCUUGAAUUUAAAUGUGAUAUUGUAUUUGAAACUUUAAAUGAGUCAUUGUUUUUAACAUAAAUUUGAUAUAUUUGAAGGGCAAAAUGUCAGGUUUGGAAUCCCUGUUUAUGUACAGAAAAUAACAUUCAUUAACACAUAGCUCCAACCAUCAGGAACAGGAAUUAAUUGCAAUUCCUAUUCCAUAGGUUGCUGUCUGAAACGAGGUACUCACCUCCAAAUUUCUGAUCAUAAAAAUCACAAUGGUGGUUUUGUAAAUAAGUAAUUUUAAUUUGUGAUGUACAUAAAUGUAUUCUUUUUGACUUACUUUGUACAUAUUUAUGAAUUUAAUAUUCAUAAUCAUAUACAUAUAUAUAACAUAAAGCAAAAACAGUUUA
Messenger RNA from Zootermopsis nevadensis, 3319 nucleotides. RefSeq names its product secreted frizzled-related protein 2-like. Gene Ontology annotation, biological process: canonical Wnt signaling pathway; non-canonical Wnt signaling pathway. The record is from RefSeq and is a predicted model, not a curated record. Gene Ontology annotation, molecular function: metalloendopeptidase inhibitor activity; Wnt-protein binding. Lineage: Eukaryota; Metazoa; Arthropoda; Insecta; Blattodea; Termopsidae.